Molecule: messenger RNA, 2599 nt
Organism: Esox lucius (northern pike)
Lineage: Eukaryota; Metazoa; Chordata; Actinopteri; Esociformes; Esocidae
Gene: nf2a
Product: neurofibromin 2a (merlin)
Exons: 16
Coding region: 480-2255 (591 amino acids)
Biological process (GO): regulation of gliogenesis; regulation of cell shape; positive regulation of protein localization to early endosome
Cellular component (GO): filopodium; apical part of cell; cytoskeleton
Molecular function (GO): actin binding; cell adhesion molecule binding
Source: RefSeq, a predicted model, not a curated record
AAUGAGGAAGCUUGUUAAGGUGUUCCUAGCUACUAGCUAGCAAGUACGAUAAUGGUGCUCUUGUUACAACGGAAAGCCUAUAUUAAACAACUGGAAUUUAAAGUUAACGCGUGGUACAGUAUUAUUAAUACAGUACUGUUAAACAGGGGAGGGGGGAGUACAGUAAAGUAUGUUGUAUAAUUCUCGAGUAAAUAAAAUGUCUCAUUCUAGCUAUGUUUUCAAAUCUGUACUCAGUAAACAGCUACUGAAGCUGCAGUUGCGGACUUAAAUAACUAAAUAUGCUUGUCAGUGUUUCGGAGCAAGCCUCACGUUCUUCGAGUGUACAACAGUAAUUACACUGAAUAAAAUAAAAUGCCACUCAUAGAAAUGCUCUUCGAAUAGAAUGGGAUAACGGACAAUCGUAUGACACCGUUGUGCGCAUCCAACUCAUUUUAGACGCUAGUUAGUUUUGUACAUAAAUAAAUCGAAGGUUUGUCAACAUGGCAAGUGCCUUGGCAGCCAAAAUGAGACUGAACUCAUUAAGGAGAAAACAAGCGAAGAACUUCAACGUCAGGAUCACCACAAUGGAUGCAGACAUGGAAUGCAGCUGUGAGGUAAAAUCGACAGGAAAAUAUCUUUUUGAUCUGGUGUGUCGGGCUUUGGGACUGAGAGAGACGUGGUUCUUUGGACUCCAGUACGAUGUCAAAGACACUGUGGCCUGGAUCAAAAUGGACAAGAAGGUUUUGGAUCACGAUGUCUCCAAAGAAGAUCCAGUCACCCUUCACUUCCUGGCUAAGUUUUACCCCGAGAACGCAGAGGAGGAGUUGGUACAGGAUAUCACUCAGCAUCUCUUCUUUCUUCAGGUAAGGAGAAAGAUCCUGGAAGAGGAGAUCUACUGUCCUCCUGAAGCCUCUGUGCUGCUCGCAUCUUAUGCUGUCCAGGCCAAGUAUGGUGACUAUGACCCAAACGUCCACAAACCAGGCUUUCUGGCUCAGGAGGAACUCCUACCGAAAAGGGUGAUCAACCUAUACCAGAUGACUCCAGAGAUGUGGGAAGAACGAAUCACUGCUUGUUAUUCUGAGCAUAGAGGCAGGACAAGGGAAGAUGCUGAGAUGGAGUACUUAAAAAUAGCUCAGGACCUGGAGAUGUACGGCAUCAAUUACUUUCCCAUCAGGAACAAGAAGGGAACGGAUCUUCUGUUGGGGGUGGACGCUCUAGGUUUACACAUCUACGAUCCAGACAACAGGCUGACGCCCAAGUGUUCCUUUCCCUGGAAUGAGAUCCGCAACAUCUCCUACAGCGACAAAGAGUUCGCCAUUAAGCCACUGGACAAGAAAACAGACUCGUUCAAGUUCAACUCCUCCAUGUUGAGGGUCAACAAGUUGAUACUACAGCUGUGCAUGGGGAACCACGACCUGUUCAUGAGGAGGAGGAGGGUGGACUCUCUGGAGGUGCAGCAGAUGAAGGCUCAGGCCCGAGAGGAGAGAGCCAGGAAACGGGUGGAGAGGCAGCGACUCGAGAGGGAGAAGCAUCUGAGGGAGGCGGCUGAGAGAGCCAGGGACGAGCUGGAGAGGAGACUGAUGCAGCUUCAAGACGAAGCCCACAUGGCCAACGAUGCUCUGCUGCGUAGCGAAGAGACAGCUGACCUGUUGGCCGAGAAGGCCCAGAUAGCUGAGGAGGAAGCCAAGUUACUGUCCCAGAAGGCCAGCGAGGCCGAGGCGGAGAUGCAGCGCAUCAAGUUGACAGCAAUCCGCUCAGAGGAGGAGAGGAGACUCAUGGAGCAGAAGAUGCUGGAAGCGGAGAUGAUGGCCCUCAAGAUGGCCGAUGAGUCCGAGAGGAGAGCGAAGGAGGCUGACCAGUUGAAGCAAGAUUUGCAGGAAGCCAGGGAGUCUGAAAGGAGGGCCAAACACAAGCUGCUAGAGAUCACCAGCAAGUCUGCCUACUCGCCUUCGGCUGUCCCGAGCCAUGCGAUGCCUCCGGAACUGAGCUUCAGCAGAGAGAACCUUAGCUUCGAUUUCAAAGACACGGACAUGAAGCGCUUGUCCAUGGAGAUCGAGAAAGAGAAGGUGGAGUACAUGGAGAAGAGCAAGCACCUGCAGGAGCAGCUGAACGAGCUGAAGACUGAGAUUGAGUCUCUGAAGCUGAAGGAGAGAGAGACGCCCUUGGACAUUCUCCACAACGACAACACUGAGAAGGGAACCAGCAAGCACAGCAACUUCAAAAAGCUAACUCUACAGAGCACCAAGACCAGAGUGGCUUACUUUGAAGAACUUUAGAUGUCAUCAAGGAAGUUUUUUGAGGUGUGUGGACAUACUUCUGAAGAAACCUCAUCACUGCAUUACUACAUUCCUGGGACUCUUUUGAGCUGUCAAAACAUGUCAGGACUGAAGUGUACGAAUAGGCCAAUAGAGAUAGAAUGAGUUGCACAUUUUCCAGGACACUGCUAUACCUAAAACGUAAUCCUUGCAAUUACUUCAGGUUUUAUUUGUGAAACUUUCACAUAAGCACCAAAUGCACAAUUUACUACCAGAAAGGUAAAGUCUGCUAAGUUGUGUAAAGUUCGUAUUAUGUACAAAUGUCAUUACCACUUAAAUAAUUAUUGUUACUAGGUAAAUACCAC